AUGGACUUUCCACAUCAUCAGAAUGGAACAAGCGGGCAAAGACGGAAACCCCCACACACAACGGUGCAGAAGUUCCUGAACUGGGGGCUGCCUGACUCCUGUCAUCGGUUCCUGUGGCGCCAGCCAGGAGAAUUCCCUGUCACCAUUUUCUUGCUGGGGGCAGGCACUGGGGGUCUGCUGGCCAUAGGUCUCUUUCAACUCCUGGUGAACCCCAUGAACAUCUAUGAGGAGCAGAAGAUGGUGGCAUUGUAUGGCUUGGCAGGCAUGGGGGCCAUAGGCUGGGGGACCUCCCCUCAUAUCCGCUGUGCCAGCCUCCUGUUGAUACCCAAGAUGCUGGGCAAAGAGGGCAGGCUCUUGGUCCUGGGAUAUGCUUUGGCUGCCAUCUAUGCAGGGCCAGCGGCCAAUCUGCGACACAACCUCAACGAAGUGAUAGCAUCGCUGGGCUGCACCGUGGAGCUGCAGAUCAACAACACCCGUGCGGCCUGGCGUGUCUCCACAGCCCCUUUGCGGGCAGUGUUCAAGGACCUGCUGGGCAGCAAAGAAUCAUUGAAAGCAGAGACGCAAAACAUCUCCUCUGCCUUUGAGGACCUGGAUGCCCAGGUGAAGAGUGAAACUGGCUACUCUCCUGAGGAUGCCAAGGGCCUAGAAGAUACAGACCAAGGCAAAGAGACCCGUGGAGCCCCCCACAUCAGACUCCACCUGUCCACACAGAAGUUGUAUGAGCUGAAGACCAAGCUGCGCUGCUCCCAUGUGGUGAACCAGGGCAUACUCAGCUGCCGUCGCUGGUUUCAGCGAAAGCAUGAACAGUGCAUGGAAAGCAUCUGGGUCCCGCUCCUCAAACACCUGCUCUGCCUGCCAAUGAAAUUCAAGUUCUUCUGUAGCAUUGCCAAGGUGAUGGAGAUUUGGUGCCGCAAUCGCAUCCCAUUGGAAGGCAACUUUGGGCAGACCUACGACUCCCUCAACCAGUCUAUUCGUAGUCUAGAUAAGGAAUUUUCAGCCAAAAUUGACAUCAAGGAAGAGAAGCGGGCUGGGUUACUGGGCCUCAACACGAGUUGGGAGCACGUGAGCACCGAGGUGCGGGACUACGUGGAGCGGCAGGAGGCCCGGCUGGAAUGGGCCCUAGAGCUGUUGCGCGUGCUGCUGUCUUGCACCUUCCUGAUGGUCCUCCGCGCGUCCUUCUCCUACAUGGACAGCUAUAACCAAGACAUUCGCUUUGACAACAUCUACAUCAGCACCUACUUCUGUCAGAUAGAUGAGCGCAGGAAAAAGCUGGGCAAACGGACUCUGCUGCCACUCCGCAAGGCUGAGGAGACAGCUGUCAUCUUCCCCUGCAAACCCACCAUCCAGGCCUCAGAAAUGAGAAAUGCGGUGACAGAGCUCCUGGAGACAUUGCCUGUCCUGCUGCUGCUGGUGGUGCUGUGUUUCCUCGACUGGGUGCUCUAUUCGGUCUUCAACACCAUCCGCCAACACUCCUUCCUGCAGUACUCCUUCCGCAGCAGUCAUAAACUGGAAGUGAAGGUUGAGGGAGAUUCCAUGCUGGCCCGGCUUCUUCGGAAAACCAUUGGAGCCCUGAACACCUCCUCAGACAUAGGGGUGGAAACAAACAACAUGCCCUGCCUGCCCCAGCCUGUGUGCCUGGAUGCCAGGGCCUACUGGAGGGCUACGCUACCAAUAGUCCUGCUAAUAUGUCUCUGCCUGGCCCAGGCUUUUGGCUACCGGCUCCGGAGAGUCAUCGUAGCCUUCUACUUCCCCAAGCGAGAGAAGAAGCGGGCCCUGUUCUUCUACAAUGAACUAUUGAGAAAGAGAGCAGCCUUCACCCAACUGAGGAGGGCUGCCAUCUUGAGGCGGGCACGCGAGCAGAGGGCUCCGCGCCACCACGUGGUGGACAUCCUGCACCACCGCUGCCCGCUCCUGCACAGGUGGCUGCGCCAGCGCUGCGUAGUGUGCCAGGCACCGGAGACGCCGGAGUCCUACGUGUGCCCGACGCCGGACUGCGAGGCUGUGUACUGCCAGUCGUGCUGGGACGACAUGCGGCAGCGGUGCCCAGUCUGCACGCCCCGAGAGGAGCUCUCCUCCUCGGCCUUCAGUGACAGCAACGAUGACACUACCUACGCGGAGUGA
Messenger RNA from Castor canadensis (American beaver), 2121 nucleotides. RefSeq names its product DC-STAMP domain containing 1 (gene Dcst1). The record is from RefSeq and is a predicted model, not a curated record. NCBI's taxonomy places the organism in Eukaryota, Metazoa, Chordata, Mammalia, Rodentia, Castoridae. Gene Ontology annotation, cellular component: membrane.